GAUCAGUCGGCCCCGAGACGUUGGAGAAAUCAGACGUUUAAUUUUGGCGCGCUCAUUUUCUACGUCGAUCUGCAUUUCGUUUCAAAGGCCCCUCAAGUGGAUUUGUUGCUCGCCAAUCAUUCGAUCCCUUCGUCGUGCUUCAGUUUAACUAUAGAUUGGAAUUCGAUUCAACCCCACGACUUGUUAUUCAUCCAUUAGUACAAUAAGCAUAUUUCGAUCCAACCAACAACAAACAUCUGAUUGUUAAUGGAAAUAAUGGCCGUUUCAUAAUCGUUGAACAGGUUUAAACCAGACGAUAUUUUAUUUGGCAAAAUAAAAACUCAACCGUUCACUUUGUUGAACUCUUUCAUCCCAGAAGGAACAGCUAUAACGGAUCGUGUUUGCGUCGCCCAACGAAACGCGAAACGCAAGCCAACGAGAGACUGUGAAAUUGCCUGUUAGCUUGAAUUAGAGAAACAGAAUUUCCAUUUACAAAAAUGGUUAACUCGGAUAUUGUUGGAUUUUACCGUGAUCGUUCCAUCUUCAUCACUGGCGCCACAGGAUUUAUGGGCAAAGUACUCGUAGAGAAACUUCUACGAUGCUGCCCGGGUAUCAAGAAUCUCUACCUGUUGAUGAGACCCAAAGCGGGCAAUGAUAUCCGCACACGUUUGGAAGAACUGAUCAGCACUAAGGUAUUUGAUAAUUUACGGCGAGAUUCUCCGGAAUUGCUGAACAAACUAGUACCUAUUGCGGGUGAUAUGUCGUUGCCAAGUUUGGGCGUCUCACCGUCGGAUAUCAAGAUGUUGAGCGAUAACGUCUCCAUCGUCUUCCAUUCUGCAGCCACCGUUAAAUUUGACGAAGCCCUUAAAAGCGCCGUAGAAAUGAACCUCAAAGGCACAAUGAGAUUGAUCGAGCUCGUCCGCAAAAUGGAUCGUCUUGAGGCUCUUGUCCACGUUUCGACAGCUUACGCUAAUUGCGAUAAAGAUGAAAUUGCUGAAAUGAUUUAUCCCCCACCGGCCGAUCCCCACAAGCUCAUGGAAUGCGUUGACUGGAUGGAUGAAGAAUUGCUAAAGGGCAUCACCAAAAAAUUAAUUGGUAAACGCCCCAACACUUACACGUAUACCAAAGCGCUGGCCGAACACUUGCUGCUGGAGGAAUGCGGCGGUAUUCCACUUGCCAUUGUGAGACCGACCAUCGUUACAGCGGCCAUGAAAGAACCUAUCCCCGGUUGGGUUGAUAACUUAAACGGACCUACAGGUUUGAUCGCCGGAGCUGGUAAAGGUUUACUUAGGACACUUUGGUGCCAUACAACAAUGGUGGCUGACGUUAUUCCCGUUGAAUUCCCCAUCAAUUUGAUGAUUGCCGUCGCCUGGCACACUGCCACAUACAAGCCCAAUAACAUUGUGGUGUACAAUUGCGCUUCUGGCUAUCACAAUCCACUCACCUGGGGCCAGAUUGAAAGUCUAGGUCGAGUAGCGCUGCUGAAAUAUCCCAUGAGCGAAGUGAUGUGGUACCCCAGUGGUAGCUUCAAGAGCAACCUGACCCUACACAAAAUCGAUGUCGUGCUUUAUCAUUACUUGCCUGCGUACUUUCUCGAUUUUCUGGCUCGCCUGAGUGGCAAACCGCCUAUGCUGGUUCGCCUGUACGAUAAGGCUCACCGUGCCAUGUCGUGCCUCAACUAUUUUACUACUCAUGAAUGGCGAUUCAUCAGCGAGAAUCCGAUUCACCUGCUGGAGAAGAUGUCACCAGAGGAUCGCCGUAUUUUUUACUUUGACGUGCGCACCAUCGACUGGGCUUCGUAUCUCGAGACUUACGCCCUCGGCACGCGCCGUUUCAUCCUCAAGGACGACCCUAGUACCUUGCCGGCUGCCAGGAGGCACCUGACACGAAUGUUCUGGAUUCAACAAAUAUCGCGCGUUGCUGUUCUACUGCUCUUCUGGAGGGCUGUUGUGUCACGUUCGGAGACUGCCCGUCGCGUUUGGAACCUGGCCUUUACCAUGCUCGUCUCUAUGAUGCGGCGGUUGUCUGCAGGCGCUGGCAUCGGCAUCGCCAAGUAAAGGCCAAGAAAACAAAACAAAAGAAAAUGGAUUGCGUGUAAAAGGCGGUGUGCUUCUUUUGCCCAAGACUUCCGUUUAGAGAAGGGGGCUUAUGGGUUAUAUUCUAAAAUAUCUAUUAUCUCUUUAUUUUAUCGAUUUUUUUCCCUCUUAAUGCCGUCCGCCCCUCGUCUACCGAGAGUUUGAUAUUUGACGCCCUAUGCGUUGCAGAAAAUGUUAAAAAGCAAACAAGCAAACAAAAA
Molecule: messenger RNA, 2275 nt
Organism: Daphnia carinata
Lineage: Eukaryota; Metazoa; Arthropoda; Branchiopoda; Diplostraca; Daphniidae
Product: putative fatty acyl-CoA reductase CG5065
Exons: 9
Coding region: 477-2036 (519 amino acids)
Biological process (GO): long-chain fatty-acyl-CoA metabolic process
Cellular component (GO): peroxisome
Molecular function (GO): alcohol-forming very long-chain fatty acyl-CoA reductase (NADP+) activity
Source: RefSeq, a predicted model, not a curated record